AUGUUUUCGAAAUUAAAGAACUUUUCAGAGGACGUGGCAAAGAGUCUCAAUGAUUUGAGUGCUCCAGAUCAACAAGCCUCACAGCCACAACAGCUGAAACCAGAUCCUUUAGUGCAACUACAGCGGAACUCUAAAAUACUUCAAGCAGAAACACCUGAUAGUCUGCAAUUGGUUCAGCCUACAGAUGAAUCAGAAACGCCUACUCGAGUGACUUCUCCCAACAUCAAUUUAAAUGCCAAUAAAUCUAGUUCUACCUCAGAAGAAUCUACUGAAAGUGUCCCUAACACAGAGUCUAAUCAAUCUACGGCCGAAGGAACUAAUGAUCGACCCAAACCACUAUCAACAGCAACACCAACACCAGCAACAAAUAAUGAUUAUAAUGAUUUACCCGCUCCCAUAAAGUCGAAAUUAAAGAAAUUUGCAAAAUACGAAGAAAAAUACCCUGUGCUUUUGGAAGCCUACAAAAUUGAAAAGCGCAAGUCUCAAUUAAUCCAGAUAUUUGAGAAUGUUUUGAAAGAACACACUCCAAUCUCAUCCAUAUCCGAUGCAAAAGUACUAGUUGAAUACUUAAAUGGAUUGACAGAGAAGAACAAGUUGCAAAACAAUGAAAUUCGGAAACUAACAAAAGAAAAUUCCAUGUUAAGCUUUAAGUGUGCCAAGUUUGAAGGCGAGCAGACUUUUGAAGAAACCAAAAAAACAAUUGAAAAUUUGAAGAAAGAAAACAAAGAAUUGCAAGAACGAAUAAAGAAUAGCGAAAAUGAACUGCAGCUGUUUAAAAAGGAAGCAGAAGAGCUUAAAAAACUCAAAUUUGAACAAGAUGAGAAGUUAAGCAAAUUAAACGAGAAAUUGCAGGAAAAGAAGGGAAAACAAAAUCAAUCAAAUGAGAUAAAUAUGCCUUCUACUGAAAAGCUUGACGAGGACACUACCAAGGAUGCAGAAUUUUCUCUGUCUCUCAAUACUGAAAAUAUAUUGACACAAAGAGAUCAAGAAAUUAAAGAAUUAGUUACCAAGUUAAAGGAUGCUAGACAGAAAUUAGAAGACAAGGAGGAGGAACUUGAAGAUUUACGCGAUUCCUUGAAAUCUAUGGGAAACGAUUUAGUGACUGCUAAGGAUGAAAUUAAAGCAUUCAAGAGUAGAAGUAAUGAAUCAUUUAAUGAAGAUGAAGCUGAAGCAAAAAGCAAAAGCAAAGGCAAAGGCAAAGGCAAAGGCAAAAGCAAAAAUAUAACCUCCAAUAAUAUUGAUAAUACUACUUCUACCUCGGAUGUUGUAUCCAAUGGUGAAAAUCAUUGGAAAGAUCAACAUGACAAAAAGGUAACAGAGAUUCUGACUCUCAAAGUAAAGAUUUCUUCAUUGGAAGAAGAAGCACACGAACACCUAAAAGAGAGCAAACGAGUGGAAACCUUGUUGCGAAAAGAAAUUCAAGAGCAUAAGAAGCAAGCCACAGCAUUGGAAUCGCAAUUGGGAACCGCUAGGAAUGAGUUGGCUGACUAUAAAAAGGAGAAGAACAACCUUGAAGCUCGAAUCACCGAAUUGUCCAACUUCAAAAACAAUGAUACUUCACUUAAGCUUGAAAUCGCCUCAUUGCAAUCGUCUCUCAAACACAAAGACGAAACCAUUAAAGAUUUAAAUGCAAGAAUUGAAAGUUUGAAAUCGGAAAAAUCUACAUAUACCAAUAAAAUUUCUCUGUUGACAAAGUCAAACGAGCAAUUGCAAGAGAAUUCAAUAGGACUUUUAAAAGAUAAGAAUGAGCUUUUAACAAAGCAAGAACAAUUGAUUAAUAAUGAAAAGUCCAUCGGUGCACAAUUGAUUAAAAUGCAACAAGAGAAACAAGAGGUACGGAAUGAACUUGAAAAGACAAAAGGUCAACUCGAGUCGUUGUUGAGUGACACAUCGGAUGCCAAGAAUGAGGUGCUUCUUUACAAAAAACAAUACGAAGAGGUAGCAAUGAGGUCAAAAGAAUACAAUAUGAGAAUUGAUAGCUUGGAGGACGAUAUCUCGGAGUCACGCGGGUUGUUGCAAGAGAAGAUUAGGGAAGCCAGUAAUAUGAGGAGGUUACUAGUGGACGCGCAGGAGAUUAUGAAGCAACGUGAAACCGACCAUAAACAAGAGCUUACGAGAAUUUUGGAAGAGAAAUCGGAUAUCGAGCGGAGCACAAAUCUAUUGAUGCGAAAGAAGCAAAAAGAUAUUGAUGAUCUUCAGAUCCUUUUAUCGGAAGCCAGGGAAAGUUUACGCGUUCAAUCCGAAAAGAUUCGUUCUUUGCAAGCAAAGUCUUCAGCCAAGGUUGAGGAAUUCAAUAAUAAUGAUGAGAUUGCACAACAUUCGUCUGCUGGUUUAGAAAGUCAGAUAAAUACACUCCGUGCUGCUCUUAGCUCUGCUAGUGAUCGAUUAAAGGAUUUGGAAAAGUCAAAUGCAAAUUUGAAAAAAUUAAAUGAGGAUCACAUUUUGAAAUUUGAGAGAUUAUCUAAAAACUAUAAACUUCUCACUCAACAAUAUAGACUCAUGAAAGAUCAUGAAGCUAGUGAGAAAAAAAAAUCAGAGGAGAGAAGCAGAAGCUCGUCUAUUAUCAGUGCUACUCUGGAUGCAGCGCUGGAACAAAACAAUGGAACCAACAUUGCAUAUUUAAAGAAUGUUCUCCUUGGAUACUUUGAGCACAAGGAACAGAGGGAGCAGUUAUUACCUGUUUUGAAGACAAUUUUUCAAUUCAACAAAGAAGAUGAACUGAAAUUUCUUCUUGCCGUGAAAUAA
Lodderomyces elongisporus is the source of this 2745-nucleotide messenger RNA. RefSeq names its product Sys3p (gene SYS3). Gene Ontology annotation, cellular component: Golgi apparatus. Lineage: Eukaryota; Fungi; Ascomycota; Pichiomycetes; Serinales; Debaryomycetaceae. The transcript has a single exon. The record is from RefSeq and is a predicted model, not a curated record. Bases 1 to 2745 code for a protein of 914 amino acids.